This is a messenger RNA of Ostertagia ostertagi, 693 nucleotides long. The record is from the annotation of a GenBank genome assembly. NCBI's taxonomy places the organism in Eukaryota, Metazoa, Nematoda, Chromadorea, Rhabditida, Trichostrongylidae.
AUGAGCAACGAGGAAGACGCCGCAUCUACCAUUGAAGAAAUCGUUGAACGACAUCCAGAGGAUACCCUGGUGCAGAUACAAAGGCGACUGAAGGAGGACGACAUCAAUCUAGCCGUGUCUACGAUUUUCAACGCCUUGUUGAAAUUGAAAAUCACACUGAAGAAGAGCCAUCACGAGCUCGAUCGUGUAAACAGCACCACGACGAUUGCAAGCCGUCAGGCCUAUGCUCUCGACUUUACUGCACAUGCACCGCCGCAGGACAAGGAAAAAUGCAUCUUCAUCGAUGAAUCCGGAUUUAACCUUCACCUAAGAAGGACACAAGCUCGCUCCAAACGAGGAAAACGCGCCAACGUUGUACUACCAACCGUGAGAGGCCGCAUGGUGACGCUAAUUAUUGCCAUGAAUACUCAAGGCAUCGUUCAUUCGAAAAUCAUCAAUGAUGGAACCUGCAACAGCCCUAAGUUCUGUGCUUUUAUCGAGGAGCUUCUGGCUGAGAUCCACGACAGAGAGGAAAUGAAUGGUGCAUGGCUGAUCAUGGAUAACGCCAAGAUUCAUAAGACGGAGGAGGUGCGACGACUCUUGGAUGACACACCGUAUCAGCUGAAAUUCCUCUCGCCAUACUCCUAUAUGCUGAACCCGGCUGAGAAUGUCUUCUCAAAGAUGGUGAAGGUUUUUUUGAAUUUUUCGAAGUGA